UACGAAAGUGACGUCAUCGUCUGAGCUUCUGGCAAAAAUACUAGUGCGUGUACUAAUGUCUAUACUAUAUUGACAUAAACAGCGGCUGUUCGUGACCAAGCAUAUGUAAAGCAAUUCUGCGUGAAUAUACGCAAAGAAAGCUCUAGUGAUGGGGAAGUCACACUCCCACUUGUCGAAGGGGAAAGAUGACCGUGGCAGUCAGAGUGGCCUGACGACUGGUCCAGAGUACAUAGAUACACAGAGUGAAGAGGAUGGAAAGAAUGGAGAUGUGUCUCAGUUCCCCUAUGUGGAAUUUACUGGCAGAGACAGUGUCACAUGCCCCACAUGCCAGGGCACUGGCAGAAUACCACGGGGCCAAGAGAACCAGCUUGUGGCUCUGAUUCCAUACAGUGACCAGAGGCUCCAGCCAAGGAGAACAAAGCUUUAUGUCACUGUGUCCGUGUCUCUUUGCCUUCUGCUGUCUGGCCUGGCGGUGUUUUUCCUGUUCCCUCGUUCUAUCGACGUCUCCUAUGUGGGCGUGAAGUCUGCAUUCGUCUCCUAUGACCAGGACAAACGGAUUGUCUAUCUCAAUAUCACGAACACUCUGAACAUCACCAAUAACAACUACUACGCUGUAUCCCUGACCAACAUCACAGCCCAAGUGCAGUUCUCUAAGACGGUGAUUGGGAAGGCCCGUAUUAGCAAUGUGAUGACCAUCAUACCACUGGAUAAGCAGCAGAUUGACUACACGGUUCCCACAGUCAUUGCUGAUGAGAUGAGUUAUAUGUUCGACUAUUGCACCCUGCAGUCCAUAAAGGUUCACAACAUUGUGGUCAUGAUGCAGGUGACUGUGACCACAUCCUACUUCGGGCACUCGGAGCAGGUCUCCCAGGAGAUGUACCAGUAUGUGGACUGUGGGGGCAACACCACCUCGCUGCAUGGACAUGUGAAGAUGUAUCAGUAAGGCAGUAAAAACACAGCUAUAAUGGAAGCCCGUCGAUCUAAAGGUCGACAAAAGGGUUUUUACAGAGUUCCUUUGGGCACACGUCUACUCCUCUCGUGCAAAUUCUUCCUAAUAGAAUGAUCCAAUCCAAUGUGUACAGGCAUUUGAGAUAAAGAUGCACUCAAGCUUUGUAUGGGAAAUGUAAUCAUCAGAAAGUAUUUAUACGGCAGAGGUGUUGAUGUAAUUUAAUCUGUACCACUAACCAUCCCAGACCACUAGGUAUGGGACAUGCAAUACAAAUAAUAGGACAGCAUCCAUUUUGAUUAUUUUGAUUAUCAGCACCACUAAUCACCCCAAACCACUUUUUGAUGGCCUUUUUAUACCAGCCAUUUUGUUUUCUUCAAGGAUUGUUUUGUACAUAAUUGUACUUACUUCCUGAUGUGUGUCGUUACUCUUACAUUUUCAUAGUAAUGAUAGUUAGAUAUACAUCUAAUUCUAAGGUGACAUAUCAUGUCGGGGUGAUGUCAGAGUAAUUAGGAUGACUACGGACCUUAAUUAGAUUGCAAUAUUUAGGUAUUUUAAUGAGAGGAAUCUUGUAUUUUUAUAUCAUUCAAAUACAGUACCUAUAACUAUUAGAUGUGUUGUUUAUGAUGUGAAUUACUCUUUAAUUGUAAACCUCUAUGAAUUGUUUGUUUUAAUGGAAAUGUUACGUGUUUUUUCUAACUUGAGUAGUAGACGGCUACCUAUUUCGAAAUGUGAUAUUACAUAAAUACCCUCAAUGGUGUUGUAAAAUUAGGUUUUUAUUUUAUCUUUGAAAUUUGAUUUUAAGAGGUUAUUUUAUCUUUACAUUUUUUGUUUGAUGCCCUUUGCCGCUUUUAAUUCGUCAUAGUUUAUCACUGAAAUUUGCAAGUAAAUUGUGAUUUUUGAGUUUGUGUUCAUUUCUGAGAUUAUUAAAUGCCAGGAUACUGUAAGUAUCCAUUUGUUAUAUUCCUUGAACAUUUGUUGUAGCUUUAAAGUAUUUUGUGCAUGUACAGAAGACUGAACUGAGGACAAUAAAAAUGGCCAAUAUAAAAUA
Oncorhynchus tshawytscha (Chinook salmon) is the source of this 1997-nucleotide messenger RNA. RefSeq names its product transmembrane protein 106B. Lineage: Eukaryota; Metazoa; Chordata; Actinopteri; Salmoniformes; Salmonidae. The record is from RefSeq and is a predicted model, not a curated record. The coding region runs from base 149 to 943 and encodes 264 amino acids. The transcript has 8 exons.